CAGCCAGUCCUCCAGUAGCUACAGCUCGGCGCCGAUGCCGUCGCUGAUUGAGCCGCAGGCUACCGUGCUGUACGAUUUUGAGGCGGCCAACGGCAACGAGCUCACCAUCCGCGAGGGCGAGCACCUGACCAUCGUUGCACAGAGCACUGGCGACUGGCUCAUUGCAAGGUCGGUGCAGCGCGGCAAUGUCGCUGGAUUAGUGCCUUCGGCGUACAUCCAGCUGCACGAUCACGUCACAGGUGCAGUUGUCAGCGAUCUGCGUGCAUACUUAAACAGAUACAACAUGCGCCUGCGCUCCGCGGUCGACUGGGAGAAGCAACAGCGUGAGGCGUGGACGACCAACUCAGCCCACAGCUCAGUGUCUGCGAGCAGUGAGCUGGCAGCUGCCACAGGCCACAGCUUGGGCCAGAACACCGGCGGCCGCACGCGCAUGAGCUCUGGAUCCAAUAGCAGCUACGACGACCAGUCGCCAACACCGCGGUCGAGGCGCCAGCCAUCCGGCAACUCGCAGCAACACAGCGCCAGCGAGAAUUUCCCGCGCUUCCACAAGGACGAGAUUGCCGAGGUCGGCGUGCCAUCGUUCAUCUGCAAAGACGGCGCGUACCUGUUCCAGGUCUCGCUGACAUUUUACACCGGUGAUGAGCGCAACCUGUACCGCACGUACGAGGACUUUCGAGCUGCACAUUAUUUCCCUACCGAGACGUCCUCGCUCAAGCUGGCGCGCUCAUCGAUUCACAGCUCGUCAAUGCUCUACCUCAACGACUCGAUCAUUGAGCGUCGGCGCAAUGAGCUGCACACAUAUGUCCAGGGCCUGGUGGCGACACCCGCGUUUGUCGUUGAGGGUCCCACUGUGCAGCGUCUGUUUGGGUCGCGCGUCGACGCUGUGCCCGAGCGCCAGCACUCGCCAGACAACACCAAGCAUCGCACAAUGCAGUCGGAGUAUCGCUCGUCGCGGCACACGCCCUCCCUGUCGACCGACAGUUCCAUGGAAUCCGGGCUCACCCCGGCAUCGGCAUCGUCGACAGAAACUGCUGUCGACGGACAUGAUCUGGACUACAGGGCGUUUGGCGCCAUGAGCAUCGGCAAGCCUGGCAUUGGCAGCCGCCGCACGAUGACCGAAGUGCCGCCGAUGCCCUCAGACCACCUCUCCACCAGCGUCGACUCAAAGACCGCUAUGCAACGGCUGUCGCACCGGCCUAGCAUUGGCGCCGUGGGAAAAGGCUCCAUGGUCAAGGUUAAGAUCAGGCUGGGUGACGAUAUGGUCGCACUGCGCCUGCCUUCAGAGCUGACGCUCAAUGAGUUAAAGACCCGCAUCGCGCUUAGGCUCAACACUGAGGAGCCAUCGCGCUUGCCGUCGACCAUUUCCCAGAUUGCCUACUUUGGCCCCACCGGCGAGUCGGAGCCACUGAGCGACGACCAGGACUGGGCCACAGCGCUGCUGAUCACCAACUACAAGCCCAUUUUGACAAUCGUUCAGUGAGCCCUUGGCCGGCUCCAAAUCCAGAGCGAAGUUGCCUCUCGUUUUUUUCCUUCUAAAAAGGCCAUUGCGCAUAUUUAUCGCCCGGCUAUGUAUCACUCUGUUUCUUUAGUUGCUGGGCUGAGCAGUGCGGUAUGCGACGUCUCUAUUCUUUAUCCUUUCUCUUUUGCAUGCUGCACACGCACACACAUGUCUUUUUAUCGACCUUAGCCGCCUUUUCAUGUCUUUCCCUUUUGUUUUUUUGUACACAUCUUUUUCAUGUUUUAUCUGUUUAAAAAAAUUCCCUCAAAAAAUA
Molecule: messenger RNA, 1772 nt
Organism: Kickxella alabastrina
Lineage: Eukaryota; Fungi; Kickxellomycota; Kickxellomycetes; Kickxellales; Kickxellaceae
Exons: 3
Coding region: 35-1480 (481 amino acids)
Molecular function (GO): protein binding; phosphatidylinositol binding
Source: RefSeq, a predicted model, not a curated record